CAUAUCAAUUCGGAAAAAAUCUAAAACUAACACUGAGAAAAUAUCGAUUCGAAAGAGAUUUUCUUGCAUUCCUCUCGGAUCGGAAAUGAACUGUCUUCAGAUUCUUCCAAGAUCCUCUGCGUUGCCCUUGCAAAGCUUCAAAUGCUAUCAGAGGACGCCAUCCUGCUCUGUCGGUACACUGGGAGUGCCGAGUAGUGCUGGUCCACAACGAAGUAUGGCGGUGAAGGUAACUUCAGAAACCGUAGCUUCGGGAUAUAUUUUCUGGGUUUUGGUUUUGACCCACAGUGAAAACAUAUCAAUUCGGAAAAAAUCUAAAACUAACACUGAGAAAAUAUCGAUUCGAAAGAGAUUUUCUUGCAUUCCUCUCGGAUCGGAAAUGAACUGUCUUCAGAUUCUUCCAAGAUCCUCUGCGUUGCCCUUGCAAAGCUUCAAAUGCUAUCAGAGGACGCCAUCCUGCUCUGUCGGUACACUGGGAGUGCCGAGUAGUGCUGGUCCACAACGAAGUAUGGCGGUGAAGGCUAUUUCCGGUCAGGCAAGUGGUGCCAAUGUAAAGGAGGAAAAAUCGGAGACAUAUAGUAAUGACAUGACAGAAGCUAUGGGUGCUGUCUUGACCUAUAGGCAUGAACUUGGAAUGAACUACACCUUCAUUCGUCCGGACUUGAUUGUGGGAUCAUGCCUACAGACUCCUGAAGAUGUUGACAAGCUUCGUAGUAUUGGAGUGAAAACCAUAUUUUGCUUGCAGCAAGACCCGGACUUGGAAUAUUUUGGCGUUGACAUCAAUGCCAUACGAGAGUAUGCUAAGACACAUGAUGACAUUCAACACUUACGGGCGGAGAUAAGGGACUUCGAUGCAUUUGAUUUACGGUUACGGCUUCCAGCUGUUGUUAGCGAAUUAUACAAGGCAGUAAAUCGAAAUGGAGGUGUGACAUAUAUACAUUGCACUGCUGGAAUGGGAAGAGCUCCUGCAGUUGCGUUGGCAUACAUGUUCUGGGUUCAGGGCUAUCAUCUAAGUCAAGCUAACAAAUUGCUGCUGAGCAAGCGCACAUGCUUCCCAAAACUGGAUGCCAUAAAAAGUGCAACCGCUGAUACUCUUACAGGCCUCAGGAAGAAGUUUGUCACUUUGACUUGGAAAGAUUGUAAUUGCUCAACGGUGGAAAUUUCAGGACUUAAUAUUGGAUGGGGUCAGAAAAUACCUUUAGAAUUUGACGAGGAGCAGGGUUUGUGGAUUCUCAACACGGAACUGCUAGAAGGACGCUACGAGUACAAGUAUGUUGUUGACGGUGAAUGGACGUGCAAUAAGGACGAGCCUUUAACCAUUGUCAACAAAGAUGGCCAUAUCAACAAUUACGUUCAAGUUGUUGAUGAUGAUGCAGAUAGUCUUAGGGCAAACCUGUGGAAGAGGUUGACUAGUGAGGAUCCUCAUCUCACAAAGGAUGAGCGGCUGAAGAUUAGACAGUUUCUUGAAGCUUUUCCUGAUGAAGAGCAGUAAAUAGCUAAGGGAAUUUCAAGCUGCCAUCAUGUGUAAUAUAUAGAUGUAAAAAAAAUGUUAACCAAAUAAUCGCAUGUACUGAUGUACUCCAUCGUCUCAAAAUAAAUAGAAGUAACAAAAAAAAGGACGAUUUUAAUAAAAUAAAACCAAUGACAUUAUGCUUAUUUUUCA
Molecule: messenger RNA, 1660 nt
Organism: Corylus avellana
Lineage: Eukaryota; Viridiplantae; Streptophyta; Magnoliopsida; Fagales; Betulaceae
Source: RefSeq, a predicted model, not a curated record